AUGUUGGCUUUGAAAAACAAUAUGUUGGCCAACUUCGAUAAAAGGUUCCCGACAACAGAAACACUUGUCACUGCAGCUUUGCUAGACUGCCGAUUUAUGAGGCUUAAAGAAAUAAACACAUACCUCGAAGCCAAAGGGAAGACACCUGCGUCUUUCUUAGUGGAUCGCGCAACAGAAAUAAAAUCCAUUGCUCGAGACCAAAGUGAAGAUCCACAAGUAAUCCAAAGCCCAAGUACAAGUAAGGAAUCGCUACUAACUCAGCUGUCUCGCAAAUAUAACUCCCGUCAUAAUUCAGAGAGUGUUGAAUAUAUCGACCAAGAAGUCUGGAAAUAUAUCGCAACUGAUGUCAAAGACGUGAUCCUUGCUUUAUUUUGA
Molecule: messenger RNA, 375 nt
Organism: Parnassius apollo (apollo)
Lineage: Eukaryota; Metazoa; Arthropoda; Insecta; Lepidoptera; Papilionidae
Source: the annotation of a GenBank genome assembly